This is a messenger RNA of Paramecium sonneborni, 465 nucleotides long. The record is from the annotation of a GenBank genome assembly. NCBI's taxonomy places the organism in Eukaryota, Ciliophora, Oligohymenophorea, Peniculida, Parameciidae.
AUGAAAAAUGAAGGAGCAUUCGUAGAAGUUAAAGAAAGUAAAAUAUAUUAGUAAUUAAAUAAUUUAGAAUUUGCCUAAAACCUUAUUCAAGAUCUUGCAGAAAAUGUAUAAACUGUAGCUGGUCAUUAUUCAAAAUUUUAGUUGAUAGGAAAAUCAAAUUGUGUUGAAGUUUCUCCAAAGAAUUUGAACAAAGGAAUGAUUUUAGAAUUGAUCUUGUAGAAGGAAUAAAUUAUUAAUGAAAAGUUAGACUUUGCUUUGAUUAUAGCCAUAAGGAUUGAAAAAGAAGAUAUUUUUUCUCAUUUUAAAGUAAUAAUUAAAAGUAAAAAAUAUUUUAUUGGAGUAAUAUAUAUGUUAUAUUAUUAGAAUGGUAAUAAGUUUUCAGUAUCUUUAGGUUUGGUUCCAUCAUAUGUUAAUUAUUAUAUUAAUUUCCAAAUAGAUUUAAUACAAUUAUUAAAAAAAAUGUGA